AUGAGCAACAGCAGCCAGGGUCUGUCUCUGGUUAUGCCUCCCACCAGCUUUGGCAAUGUGUUGAUGGUGCUUUUCAGCAUUCUCCUGGCUGCGACCAUCAUUUUCCUCAACGUGUCUGUGUUUCUGUCCAUACUGCUGAACAAGGCGCUGCGCAGGGAGAACCGCUUCAUGUACAUGCUGAGCACCUGCCUCAGUGACAUCUGCACCGGCGUGUCCUAUUAUUAUGUCGGCGUGCUCGAUGUGAGGGACAGCUACGACUCCCCUACGAGAACCUUUUUCAUCGUGCCCACAUUUCUAGGCCUGUCUUACAUGGCCAUCCUGGCAGCGCAGGCAGACAGGUACCACGCGGUGGUGUCACCUUUUAAAUACUCCCAGCACAUGACCCGAAACAAGACCCUGCUCAUCAUCUUCUUGUACUGGCUUUACGCGUUCUUGAUCGUGGCUGCGCACAACCUGGUCACAGUCGGGAUAGCCAAACAGAUCACGAGCAUUGGUACGUUUGCGGGGAACAUAACCACAGUGAUUAUAAUGAUAGGGCUGAAUGUUAGGCUGUUCAUCAUAGCCAGGUUCCAGUUGGAGAGGGAGCCGCCCUCUGAGGAGAGAGACAACAAGCGCUCGUCAGUGUAUCUCAUACUGGUGGUGGCUGUGUUCUUCUUAGGGACGUGGCUGCCUAUAUUCUGUCAUAUUACGGCCUGUCAUUUCGUCCGUUCGCCCUGUUACAACUUUAAGAAUGAAGGCACUGACCCUCUUCGCAUUUUGCCCCGAAUUAACGCUUCCCUGACCCCCCUGCUGUACAUCAGAGGGUGCGCUGGGCUCAGAGAGACGCUGCUCACCAAAGUGUGGAGACCCUGCAGCGCGCAGAGGUGA
Molecule: messenger RNA, 867 nt
Organism: Morone saxatilis (striped sea-bass)
Lineage: Eukaryota; Metazoa; Chordata; Actinopteri; Moronidae
Product: adenosine receptor A2b-like
Exons: 1
Coding region: 1-867 (288 amino acids)
Biological process (GO): G protein-coupled receptor signaling pathway
Cellular component (GO): membrane
Molecular function (GO): G protein-coupled receptor activity
Source: RefSeq, a predicted model, not a curated record